AUGGACCGAUUCCCCCGCCUGCCGAAUACUGAGCAGCAUUCGGAUACCCCAGGCAAUGAGUCGCCAUCGUUCACUUAUGACUGGGUGGUUCCUGGGUUCCCUCAGCCGCUUCCCGCUGAGUUUUCGGCCAAUAUUGACCUGAUCCCUCCCCGCGAAGACCUGGUGAGCUCUAACUCAGGCGAGUGGUCCACAAAUGCGAAGGUGCAGAUUCCUCGCUCCGCACAAGCUGCAACCUGGACUAGCACCGGUCGAACUAGUCGGGCUUGCGAAAAUUGUCGCGAGCAAAAGGCUAAAUGCAGUGGUCAUCACCCCACCUGCAGCCGUUGUGAGGAUGCUGGGAUCCGAUGUUCUUAUAGCGAUCGAAAAAAGGAUAAGAUUAUGAAGUGUGUUGACGAGUCAUACGGCUGUAGGGAAAUUGAUGAUUUAAAAACACAAAUCCAAAAUUAUGAAGCCAUUAUUCGUCAGGUGUACCCGAGGUUAGACUCAUUGUCAGCCCAAUAUGUUGAUCAGACCCUCGGGGGUCAAUUAGUCAGAUUGUCGAGCUCUCCGGUAUUCCGCUCCGAGCCCCCGGCUGGCAUCGGCCACCCCCUGGCCAUUAUCGAUCAUACCGAAGAGGAUUUCAACCGCGAUGAAAACCAGGCACUGGGGUUUGUGGGAGAACAUUCUGAAAUGACAUGGCUUUAUAGACUCAAGCGCGACCUCGAUCUCGACCAGGAAACGUCGACACCCAUCAAAGAAUCCUCCAAUAGACCCUCCAUAUCAUCUCUGAACUACUUUCAAGAAGAUAUGGAGCCUUUCCGCCUGAACAUUGUCGACGAAUCGGAGACGCCACCACAACACAUUGCUGACAAGCUCGUCGAAUCUUAUCUUCGGGUGGUGCAUCCUGCUUUCCCCAUCAUUGGGAAGGGGGUUUUCUUGAGUCAAUACAAGUCUUUUUACUCGAACCCGAACUCACGCCCUGGCAAUCGAUGGAAAGCGGUGCUCAACUUGGUAUUCGCCAUCGCGGCAAAACACUCAACUUUAGUCAACAAUGCGACACAGGGAGAUAUCGGCGACCAUGGGGUAUAUUUUUCCCGGGCAUGGCGACUCAGCCUGGGUGACGCUGCUUUGCUGGACCAUCCGAACCUCCAACAGGUACAGGUGGAGGGUCUGACGGCUUUUUAUCUCCUUUCCAACGGAAAAGUCAACAGGUCAUGGCGAAUGAUUGGCAUCGCGAUUCGAUCAGCGGUGGCUAUGGGUCUGAAUCUUCGUAGCGAAAGCUUCAAUAUUGCCCACAUAUCAAAAGAGACUCGAUACCGUGUGUGGUGGGCACUUUUUAUGUUGGAUACAUUGCUAUGUGUGAUGAUCGGUCGUCCCCCUAGCUAUGGCAAUGAUUUUUGUACAACGCCGCGGCCCAUACCCUUUCGCGAGGAGGAUUUCGGGGACAAGGAGAUCCGACAACUUAUAACCGACUUUUCCAUGCGGCAGAACCUAUUGAACUCGCUCCUCUCGCAUAACAAUUCACCGGGGGCAAGCGAAAGCCCUGUGGAUAAUAUUUGGUCAGCGAAUUCUGGAUCUGAAAAAGGGAAACAACGUGCCCAGUCUAGCCCAAUAAAGGCUGAAUCCCUCACUCCGAAUAUCUCACUAUAUUUCUUAUAUGCGGUGGAUUUGGCCUUUCUCAUGAGGGAGGCCAUUGAGACCCUCUACGCCCCUGGAGCGACACGACGAUCCUGGGGGGAGAUGGAAAAUGCAAUUUCCGCCUUCAAUAAAAGUGCUGACAAUUGGCUCUCUCGUCUGCCAAUAGAGUUUCAAUUCGCACAACUCAAUUUAAAUCAUCUGUUUGCCCGCCAACGUGCCAGUCUCGCAUUCCGCUUCUACACCACCAAACUCGUCAUCUUACAGCCCUGUCUCCGCCGUCUCGCCUACCAGCCUGCCGAAUCAAAAUCUCCAGGUCCUUUCUGUGAAGCAAUGGCAAGCGUGUGCGUGGAAGCGGCUCGAAAAAUGCUAUCUACCCUCCCCGAUGAAACAGAUGCAUCAUUGCUGUUCGAGGUCUCUCCAUGGUGGUGUGUCUUGCAUUACGUCAUGCAGUCAAUGACCAUCAUUCUGGUCGAAUUCUUUUUGCGCACUGAGUCGGGCACGAUGGAAGCUGCGGAUCUAUUAGAUGACAUCCGAAAGGCGGUUCGCUGGCUCCGCGAAAUGGCUACGCGAGACCCUUCUUCCCAACGAGCUUGGUCUAUCUGCGUGGAAAUCCUCUCACAGCGCGGCCUUGACUUGCAUUUGGAAGUUAGUUGA
Penicillium longicatenatum is the source of this 2271-nucleotide messenger RNA. Its product is annotated as putative C6 transcription factor. Gene Ontology annotation, molecular function: DNA binding; DNA-binding transcription factor activity, RNA polymerase II-specific; zinc ion binding. The transcript has 4 exons. The record is from RefSeq and is a predicted model, not a curated record. Gene Ontology annotation, biological process: regulation of DNA-templated transcription; DNA-templated transcription. Lineage: Eukaryota; Fungi; Ascomycota; Eurotiomycetes; Eurotiales; Aspergillaceae. Bases 1 to 2271 code for a protein of 756 amino acids.